UUUACACCAACCUAGACCCAGACCUAAAUUUCGCUCUCUUUUCAAACUUAAAUCUGAAUGUUUAUUUUUUAGGUUCUGAUUAUCAUUUCAUGAAGAUUUUGGCGGAAAGGCUAGUACAUGAGGAAUGCAGGUAUUUGUAUUAAUGCAGAGCCAUCCAGUCAGGUUUGUAUACAUCUGACAAGGUAAGUUUGUCAAGGUUUGUAUACAUAUAACGACACAUGCAUAUAUAAUGUUUAUUGUUGUAUUAUCACUUACUAUAAUUGUUUUUCUUGUUACAUAUUUGCUAACGUGAGUCAAAAUGUUUGACAAUUCAUGUCAGCACAUACAUUCCGGUUUUUUGCGAGAUUUUGCCGAGUAUGGUCUGUGCGGGAAGGCAUUGAUUUGAUGCCUUUCCUGAAAGUUACUUAUCAGAUAACUUUCAAUUUUCAGACUAUUUCGUUCUAAGGUUAAGAUUAAAUUGCAGCAAUGAAAAAUAGUUUGUUUUUUGCGAGAUUUUGCAAACUAUUUUACAACACAUUGCUGAAAACAAUCUUAAAUACCUCGGAACAUGUUAUCUAGACAAUAUUUGUGCACACUGCUCAAAUAUGUGUAUAUAUUUUUUCUAUUUUGUUAUUUAGGUAUUUUAAUUAUAGAUAUAGCUCUUAAUAAUUCUGAAUUUUCAGAAAGAGCGACAUUACUGGUUCUAAUCUUUUUCUUUUUGUGUUUCAUUAUUUCUCCAGACAUAGAUGAGUGUCAAAACCCGUCUCUAUAUUCAUGCCCUCGUGGAUUUGAUUGUGCCAAUACUCUCGGCUCCUAUAAAUGUGUUUGCAAUGGAAGGAUAAGAAAUGGCGAAUGCAAUUAUAAAGGUAUACUGUAGCUUUGAUAUAUUUUUGUAUAAAUAUAUAUGCAUGAGUGAUUUCUAACAUAAAAACCUUGUACCAACGUCGAGCAAGCAGUAUAACGACACAUAUGUCCUAGUGAAUGAUGCUUUUGGUAUUUUAAGGUAAAUAGCGCGUACUGUACACAGCCGAAGUGUAUCCAUGGGAGAUCCUUCCACUUUAGGACUAAUUUUGUGACUCUUUCAAAACUAAGAAGAAGAUUGGGGGGGGGGGCGUAAUGUUUUAAUGUUUUCAUCUAUGACAUAAAAUAUACUAAAUCCUUAGCUAUCUAGUCACCAUGAAGCGUACGUGUCUAAAAUGCAUGAAAUUGCGUUUUGCCAACCCUGAAAAUAGAAACAUAUUUCGGGGAACGUCGAUAUGAUCCUCUCCCCACUUGUUUAGGGCUGGUUGCGCCUCUUGUAUACGUACUAUUAAAAUUUAGAGACACUCUCGAAAAUCUAAAACCAAGGUGGCCAAUCUAAAAACAGGUGCCAAACAAGUAGAGAAAUUCUACAUGGCUCGACUGGAAUUCGAAUCCACAACCUUUAGUAGUCCCAUGCUCGAUCGACUGAUGUACAGGUCAAGUUGGGAACCGGUCGUUGAAAGAUUGUAUUUCUAGAGCUUUUGAUAUUUCGAUAUUGGGUCUAGUUUCUUCGAUAUCGAGAAAUUGUGAGUUAGAGUGAACUCGGGUGGGUAUUAAGGUGGUGUUGGGAGCUACUCGGAGUAAAGAACCAUACCGGAUAAGUAGAGAAAACUCUAGUUGGCCCGGCUGGUAUUCGAACGUACCCACGACCUUCAGUUUAUUAGUUCGAUGCUCUCCCGACUUAGCUACAGGUCAUUUUGGGAGUAGGUCGUUGGAAGAUGUUUAAUUUAUAGUUUUUAUCAUUUUCUAUUUCAGAUUACACACGCCAUCGUUUGAACUUGCGUCUGAAAGAAGAAUAUACAAAUGCGCUUAGUAACAACGCCUCUAAACAAUUCAAGGCAAUUGAGACCAGGAUAACAAGCGCGGUUUGUGGAUUUUAACAAAAUAUGUUUUCUUAGCUCCGGCUACUAUACAUGGAAAACACACGUUUGCGAAUCUAUAUUCGCAAAUUCAAACCUUGCUUUAUUGAUAAUUCAGUUCGAGUUCUUGCAGCAUUUGGAAGUAUUAAACCUUUUCUUCACUAAGCGAUUUUCUGCUGCGAAGCAAAAUAACCAUGACUUCCAACAAACAAAUUGGCUUAGAGAAAAACUUACUUUAUUGUUAAGGCUGUUUACCUAAGGCGAAUUGAACCUCUGUUGUAUAUCUAUGCUGAAUCUGGGCACCUACAGUAUUACUGACAAAAUGGUGCAUGGUAGACAGCUGCGGAUACUAGUUUAUUAUGUUGAUAAUCAGUAGAAAUUUUAAAUUUGCUGUAUGUAAAACCAAUAAUGAACUGUUUUUCCAGUGUAGGUAGGCAGCAAUGAGCUACACUAUAUUACUGGAGGACGUGAUCGGCAUAAAAUAGUGAAGCCAAAAACAUGGCAAUUUUGACGCCAUUCCCAUGGCAACUGGUUCCUUUUGGCCAGGAAAAUACCACUGACAAGGCUAAUUUCUAAGCCCACUGCAUUUUUCACCCCCCCCCCCUGAUUUUUGCAAAAAUAUUCCUAGGUUUUUCGAGUUUUUGCAGUGAAAACACUGUUAUUAAAAAACACUGUUAUAAAAAAAUAUGAAAUAAUAUCGUAAUAAGCAUUUAUUUUUAGCGCGAGAAACGUUGUACAAUAUAGUGAAUAUUUUAGCCACGAUUAUGUAAGUCUUGUCGUACAAAUAUACAGAAAUUUUACCACACUUCCUCCGAUCCCUCAAAGUGCAAACGCAGAGGGUUCACAUUUAACAUUUUUGAAUUUCAUAUUAUUCUUUGAUUAAUCGAUUUGCUGAGUAACUUUUGUUUACAGAUGUAAGACAUGAAACCACAACUGUUGUUAUCUUUAAACAAGGGAAUUAAGAUAUCAAAGAAUUGGUUGUUAUGUCGGGAAACUUUUGUACCAACCAGUAAACAUCAUGUCAUUAUAUAAAUUAUAUAUAAAACUGAGGUCUCUUUUUCAUUCAUUGCAAGAGCAAUAUAACCAUUGCAAGUGUUUUCAACCAUUAUUCUUCCCCACUCUACAUGGAAUCACUCACAAUGAACUUGAUUUUGGUGAUAAAAUUAACAAAGCUAUGAGGGUGCUGAAAGCGGUGCUGGAAAAAGCUCAGGUUGUCGUAGCUAUUGAUCUGAUAUUCUGGUAACAUUUUACGUAGCUUUCUGGGUAAUGGUGUGUUGGCUUAAUAAUUUUUGUUCUUGAAUAUGUGUGACAGUGUACAGUAGAAAGUAAAUAAGAUAGUUUCUAGGGGUCCACUGGAUCUCGGUUUAGGUCAAAACCUGGAAAAUAUAUGCCAGUCAGACCUCGAAUAAAUGACUAUAAAUUGUCAAAUAAAAUCACUUCCAGUUCUUGCUGAAAUGUUUGUUCAGUUACUGGCCAACUACCGUCCAAGCUUGAAUUAAACUGGUUCGUGUUCGAACAACAUGCAGAUACUUCCAUAUAAAAUUGGCAGGCUUAACUGCACAAUGUACAUAGCCAAAUUUGAAAAAUAAGGACCAACUUGUACAUUUUGAAAAAAGAGCUUACUUUUCAGGUAGUUGCCUCAUACAUCAAAGCUUACGCUGUGGUAAAGUUUUGAUUUUGCUAGUGUAAUCUUCCUAUUAAGUCACCUCGUCCAACGUAGAUGAAAAAAAUUGUUAAGCCCCCUCUCUAUUAACCCAUAAAGUGCCAGCACUCUCCUCUUGGCAAGUAAAAUAAUGGGGCACAUCAGGGCGCAAUGCGACCGUAUGGGUUAAACAUUCUCUAUUAAGACGUACAGUAUGAUAUAUCACACGAGAAGACAUGUUUUGAGAUUUAUUUAUUAUAUCUGGCUUAAACAAAUAUUUUUUAACACAAUGUAUCGUACUUGCAGGGCCUUGCCAACCGAUAUGUCGCAAAAAAGUUUUAAAUGUUUUUAGCACAACCUAAAGUUAUAAAAUUGACCUAAAUCUUGCAUAUUUCAGGUUUGGGCCCCCUUUUAACAAAUUUGAUUCCCUUCCUGACUUCUCUUUGGGGGUGUUACGCCCCCACAUCCCAGUUGGUCCGACCCUGUGCGCUUGAAAUAAGUAUCAUUAAACCUCCUCCUUCAUCCUCCUCUACAAGAGCCCUUAGCCCCCUAUCGCAAUCUCUAUAUUACCCCCAAAGUUUCAUUACUUUGUUUACCUUCUUCAAAGAAUAAUAAUAGAUUAAUAAGGAAAAAUUUUACAAACUAUAUAUACAUCCAUAUAAGUUAUAAUUAUUACUGCAAGCAGCCAUAUUGUAUUUUUAAAGGUUUUGGUCGUGAUAAACAGAGAAUCGUGUUAUUGUGAUGUUUAAAAACAUGGCCCUUUUCCAUGGCUCUUUUCCUUCUAAGUAGGACAACAUUUAACAUAAUAUGGGUUCAAUAACAUACGGUGCACCACUACAUGUCUACAACACCACUCGAUCUUGCUACUUGAACACUUAAGACCUCAGGUGGUUUUCUUUUGCACAUAAUUUUCAGCAUCAGCCUAGAUAAGAAAAAUCCAGCAUAUUUAUAAUUAUUUUACAAUAGCAAAUGGCAUGUAUUUGGUCAUUUCAGCAAAUGUCCUGACUAAAAUCCGUAUUUAUCUAAUAAGUUAAUGUGGGUAGUACUACAAAUCAUAAAUAUUAGGUUUAACAUUGAGCAGCAUUGCGUCCUGAUGCACGGCAUGCACCCCGCGGGCUGAAAUUACCAUGGCUUGGCAGGUUGCAUGCACCCUACUUUAUUAUUAUUUUACUCUGUCUAAUGCCAGGCUAUUUUACUCAUUGAAGGGAAAGUGCUGCGCUCGAUGAAUUAAUCCGAAAUCUGCUGAUAUGUCUAGUUACCCAUUGCAUUGCACUCUGAUGCAUCCUUUUAUUAUUUUACACUGCCUAAAAACAAGACAAUUGUACUUAUCAAUGGAAGAGCAUGCCAGCUCAAUGGGUUAACCUUUUGAGUGGCAUUGUCCUUAUUAAAGUGCCUACCUUUAGUUAUACCCAUCAAGGGAACUAGCACUCAUGGGGUUAGAUAAUAUAAACUUUUUGUCAGUGCUUGAUGCUGAACUUUUGGAGGGUGCUGGAAAGGUUGGCUGUCAGGCUGUGCACUCACACUCUUGUCCCUUGUAGAUAGCUGCUAUUUCAAAAACCCGGCAAAACUAACACUUAAAAACGCAUUAAAUCAAUAAACAAUUUUAAAGACAAACACAAACCGAAGUACCAUAAAAUCCAAGAAAUGAGUUUAAUAAAACAAGAAAAGAAAGAGUUUGUCAAGGAAAACUUGCAUAAAUUACAAUUUUAAUGUAAAAAUGAAAAAAACUGCUGUAACUAGUACUCGCAGUUUUAAUACAGCAUCGGGUUUUGACAUAUCCACGAGUUUUAAAAAUAAACAGUAUAUGGCAACGUUGCCAAGCGAGAAAGUAAAAAAAUUCGCGAAUCUUACCGGUAAUAUUCUCCUUUUAGAGCCAGAACAGGCACAGCAAAAAUGCAUCGUCUUUCUCGACUUUGUAAAACAUGCAAAAUCGAUGAAAAAUAUAAAGAUUUUCUGUUCAAAAACAAACUAUUUUAAUUACAAACCAAAAUAUUUUAUAUUUGGAAAAAAAACAGGGGGGUGAAAGAUAUUGUUUAAAGCGUAGGAUCGCGGUUGGGCAGUGGUAAUUACCAUAAGACCUAAGAACCAGUAGUCAUGGCAAUGGCGUAAGAUCCUCCACUUUUUGGCUUCACUUGAAUGACUGGCGGAAAGAUAGGAGCACCUCCUCCAAUAAUAUUAUAGCUCAGUGGUAGGUAGUGCCAAUGAUAUCAACAAGCUUUCUAAGGCUGUAACUACCUGUAAGAUAUAAGAAGAAUUGUAGUGUACAACAGGUAGUUGCAUCUCUACCAACGAACGCUUGUUUAUGUUGCAAUAUUCUUUCAGAUGAGGAAAGUGUACGAAAAAAACGACGCUUAUGUUGCGAUAGAAGUAAAAAAAAUGACGUAAGAUUUUAUUAGAUGCUACACAAAUUUUAUUUUAAGAUAAAGUAUUUUCUUCUUAAUGUUUUAAAAUUAAAAUCCUGAAUUCAUUAUUAUCUGCAUUUUAUGAGCAUACAAUAUUUAACAUUUACAUGUAUUUUACAUUAGCCUGUCCCUUCCUGGUAGUUGUUAUUUUAAGGUCCAUAGCAGAGCCUUGAGGUUAACAAAAAGAUUCGGUCGGUACGAUUCUUUUUUAGCACGGAAAUUUGGCUUCGACCAUGCGCAAAAGAGACGUUAUAGUUUCUGUUUCCGACGUCUCGCUGCUUCGGAAAAUAACAAAAUGUCUGCCAAAGAAAGAUUUCUUAAUAUUCAUGUUGAGCGCAAAGAAAGGCAUUCCAUUUAUUUCAGAGUGUAUAUGUUCUUGUACUCUGUCCCAUAAUCAAUUGAGAUGUUUUUGUUACAUUUAACUUGUUAUAACUGAACCGAGGUUCAUGUACUCCCAAAAGACUGGAACCAAGAUAAAAAUUUCAGGAAGUGCACAGCUCCAGUUCACAGAAGUUGAGCGGCAUUUUUAUUUUAGGAAUGGAAGUGUUAUCGCAGAAAUGGAAUUGGUAUUCACCGACAAAAACACGAAAGGCAUUAGCGAGUUAUUGGAAGCCGUAAGAAACAAUUCUUUUGGUGAUUUUAAAGUUGAACCAAAUGCUCUUACAGUUGUAAUCACAGGUACAUGAAUAUAUCUAAGGUGAUAGUUUCAUCUAAAAAAUUGCACGUUUGUCGUCUCAAGUAGUGUGUUCACAUUUUUUUUAAACUUUCAUAUGAAACAGUAAAGUUAUUUUAUCUUGUACAGCGCAUAAAAGGAGUGAAAUGUGUUUAUGAAUUAAAAAUAAUUGGAUAGGGAUACUAUACUACCCGAAAUUAGAGAUAUUAGGGAUACUAUACUACCUGAAAUUAGAGAUAUUAGGGAUACUAUACUACCUGAAAGGAGAAUUUCCACGUUUCGAGCGCAGGCUCUACUAACUUUCCGAAGAAGGAUCUUAUAUAAAAAUAUUAAAAAAAGGAAUGAUAAAAUAAAUGUUUUAUUAUGUGCAUAAUGUGACAAUGCAGACUAAACUAAUAUUUCAUCUCACAGGAACAUGUGAAUCUCACAAAUGUCCUGGAAAUUCAACAUGUGAACAAUUGACGUCUGACACAAUAUCAUGUCCUUGUAAUGACGGAUAUUAUUUUGACGGAGCAAGCUGUAUAGGUACAGUAAAAAUCAUCAUAUUUUAGAAAAGAAAUUCGGUUCAUGCUGGAAAUGCUGCAGGUAUAGGUCAUACAUUCGAAAGUUAAAGUUGGAAUUUAUUGUAUAUUCUAGCUAUAGCCUGCAAUCUGUCGGCUGAUAAAAGGCUAGAAAGACUAAUAGGAUAAUAUUUUAUUAAUCUGCUACAUUGUAUCAUAUAAUUUUUUCUGUUUUUCUUGACAUUGUUUAGCAUUCUGUCAUGCGGGAUCAUACACAUCCUUAUAGGCAUAAUCAAGAGUUUAUGCAUGCGAAUAUUACCGAAAUCAGUCGAGUUUCUUUUCCGGAAGUUACAUAACACCUUCAUGUUUUAUGUCGUCACGGUGAAGGAAUGCAUUGUAGAUUGUAGAACUCGUAUGUUAAUUUUUUUUAUUUACUUUAUUUAUGAAAUUUGCUGUGUUGGUGUAAUGUACUCAGGUGAAUAAGAUAUUUGUGUGAUGUACUCUGAGUGUAUAUUCACACCUGGCAGGCUUGAAAAAUAUGCUUGCCCACGGUGGGAAUCGAACCUACGACCUACAUACAUACAUACAUACAUACAUACAUACAUACACUUUAUUUCAACACGGAAGAAUCAUCAGUACAAGAAUAAAAUACACAAAUUUAAAUACAUACAAUGUUAGUCAAAAGAUAAAAAUAAUAAUUACUGUUUUACAUGAUUGCCGUGCAAGAGUCCAUAUACUCAGUAUACUAUAGGAAAUUAGUCAAUUCGACUUUGAAUGAAUUGAGAGAAGGGUCUGAUCUGAGUUGUUCUGACAAGCUGUUCCACAGAGAAGCACCACUGUAGCUGAAAGAACGUUUUAAAUAGUCUGUUCGAGGUUUUGGAACAGACAAUUUAUUUAGAGAAUUUCUCAGAUCAUGAUUGCUCACUUUGGGUGUAAAUAACUUUUGGAAUACUAGCCCAAUGCUCUACCAACUGAGCUACGCGGUCAGGCUACGCGGUCAGAGUAACAUCACACAAACAUUUUAUUCACCUGAGUACAUUACACCAACACAGCAAAUUUCAUGAUUAUUAGAUUACACUGAUAUCGAAGGAACUAGACUGAGUUCCGAAGUACCGCAUACUCGAACCGUCCUGACCGCGUAGCUCAGUUGGCAGAGCAUUGGGAUAGUAUUCCAAAGGUUGUAGGUUCGAUUCCCACAGUGGCCAGGCAUAUUUUUCAAGCCUGCCCGGUGUGGAUAUACACUCAGAGUAACAUCACACGAACAUCUUACUUUAUUUAGUUUGCAUUUUUCUUCUCCCAGUGCCUCCCCACGAACAAAGGUUCUACCUAUGCUCGAAAGCUUGGUUUGCUCUUGGCGAGCCAUUGGCAAUUUGUCAAACUAAAUAAAGUUAUUAAUAACUAAAAUAGCAUACAAUUUCCAAAACAUGAACGUUUCUACUUUCUUCUGACCGUCUUUUCGACGUCCGGAAAAGACACUCUACUGAUUUCCGUAAUACCACUCUAUCUGUUCUGUAAAUUUCAUUUCGCUCACCAUAACAAAAACAUUGUUAUUUAUUUAUUCACCCAGAAGGAAGUGGCUGGAUACUAAUUAUAUUUGUUCUGAUAUUGUUGUAUAAAUUAUCAAUUGGAUUUCUGUUUCAGCGUUUAUCGUGAUAAAAGUUGAAGUAGCUUUGGAGAAAGAGUUUACUGAAGAGCUAACCAACAAGUCUUCGCCAAUUUAUCAAGAGUUGGAAAGAAAUAUCACUGAAGAGGUAAUUACAGAUAGAAUAUUGUUGGAAAAUCGCCAUUUAUUAGACAGUUUGCGCAGCUCCGUUAGAACAAAUAUUUAAGUCUGUUAGGCCUAGUUGCUGAUAAUUUGAAAUAUCUAGGUUCCGCAGUGCAGCUGUAAGGGGCAGGGUUUUUUUAUUAACUUUACAAUCAAAUGACUGAUGCAUGGUACAUAAGGACAACGGGCGUGAGUCCCUAAUUAAGUCCCAUCAAAAACUUACAUUACAUAAUUACUUAUAUAGGUAUUACAAGAAUACGUAUUAUAUACAUAAACAUUAGGGUAUACAACAAUUAUAAUUACAUCUAACGUAUAAACAACAGUUUGUACGGAAAGAACAACAAUAACUGCACACAAUUUUCCACGUUCUAGGAAAGAACGAUUUACAAAAACUGGAUGAUCACUUUUGUUUACGCAGGCAAUCACAGAGCACAUUCAAAAUGUGGAGUUGAUUAUAUUCUAUUCGUGAACAACUUUUUUAGAUUACAUAUAUCUAAAUUUAUCGUCCUUCAUUGAAGGCGAUAACUCUACCCUUAGGAAAAUCUGGGGUUGGUAUGCAAAAUUUAUUUCACGAGCAAAAUUUUAUUUAUUUGUUGCAUUGGAACAGUAAAUAAUAUACAUGUGCGAACAGAUUGUCAAGCGAAAUGGAAUAAAUAUAUGAUUAAUUCAUUGACUCGUAUUGAUAUACUUUGUUAUUUUUUAAGCUAUAUAAAAAAUUUAAAGACACAGAAAACUUUGAAAAAGUAGUUGUCUUGGGAUUCAGGUAAAUAGAAGAAGGCCAGGUUCAGACGACAAACUCUUCAUACGUUGAACAUCAUGUCCUCAUGAUCAAACUAAAUACCGCAAUUGAUUUGGACGUUGGGCUAAAAUGUAUCGUGACAAAUGACAGUAUAUCAUAAAUUUCAGUGAUAAAUUGCUAAUAAACGCCGUUAAUAUAUGAUUUACGUUAAACAAUUUACGGAUUAGGUUGGGCGCAUGAAUCGUCUAAACCCAUAUCGAUUGUCAAAUGCUCAAAUCUGUGUCGCAUAAUACGACGUGACGUGCCGUAUUUUGCGCCGUGUUGAAAUUAAUAAAAACUUGCCAAAUUCAAUUGAUUUAGACGCAACUCUUUUGUUAUAAUUGUUGCACUAGGUGCCGCGCAUGAACAGUCCCCGUUUCAAAACAAGACCUCAACUCAGGAUAUAAUUUCCAACGAUUGGAGGAGGGAAGCUAGCGAUGUGUAAAAAGGAAAGCAUCAUAAUAGCAGAUACAGCAACUGUAUAAAAUACAAAGCAACUACAACUUUUCUGUACGUCUGAUAAGCAGGGGUGUACUCACCCCUCUGUUUUCUUGGGCCAGCGAAACGCUGUUAUCUCAAUCUGUUUUUGUUAAUAUGAAAGUGCCAUAUUUGGUAUAUUUUAUGUCAGAUAUUAAAACAUGACGGGGUUGUGAUAGGGGUCUUGACGCCCUAUUCUCCUCCCCCGUGGCUACGCCUCUGAUUAGAAGAUAAAAAGUUUCCAUAUGGUUGACUAGAUCCUUAAAAUCCGGUAUGUCCCGAAGACAUGAUGGGACCGAUACGGCAACUACACUGAUUCUUAAAAUAUUCCUGAUGGAAACAAUAGACUGUGGUGUCAAAAUAUAAUUAUGUCGCCAUUGACAAUGUUCAGGUUUCGGGGUACUUUAAUUUAGGACGCUUAAUUAAUUAGCUAUGUCACUGUCUUUCAUUUUUUAGGAGUGGGUCCGUUAUUGUUGAAUUUGAAGUUGUUUACCGAAAAGAUGCGAAUAACAAGAAAAUUAUAGUUGGAGAAACCGUAAGAGAUCAAAUUAUUAAAACUGGGAAACUUGGAAAAUAUCAAGUGAAGAGUGGUGUCGUUCAAGGUAAAACUUUAUCUUGUUUAUACAACCUCGUACCCAGGUUCUCAAUCUUCGCCCCUACCUCGCUUGAAUUGAGACCCUGGUAUCGGCUGGGCACGUGAUCCGUCAUAUUUUGGCGGAUUUGCUCAAUUGUUUUAGGGAAAGUAUAGUAAGUAGAUAUUGUAGUAAACAUUAAUAUUGUUAAAAUAACGUUACAAAACAAAACAUCUCAGUUACUGUCCUUUCCCUAAAAAGAAUUAAGCAAAUCGGCCAAAAUAUGACGGGUCAUGUGACCAGCCGAUACCAGGGUCUCAAUUCAAGCGAGGUAGGAGCGAAGAUUGAGAACCUGGGUACGAGGUUGUUGCUUAUCUUGCUUCAAGAAACAGACUUGUUAACUGUACAGGUCAAUGUAAAAUUACUUUAUGCAUUAUUUUUCAAUUAGGUAUAGUUAAUUUUGGAAAAUAGUCCUACUUUUUCUUAGUAGUCUACUAGUCUAAUUGAAAAUUUUGAAGCAUCUGAUUUUACACCAGUCCGAGUCUUAAUGUUUUAGUUUUCUGUAAUAAACUAUGACAGUUAACUAGAAAACAUGGCUCAUGCAUUUAUCCCCGAGCCGACGGCGCAAAGCGCCAUGCGAGGGUACUAAUUCCCCCCGGUUAUUUACACCCGAGGAAACGAAACCAUUAGCGAAAUCUAAAGUUCAUCAAUUAUCGCGGGCGUGGAUGACCAACGAUGUUGGGGUGGGUGGUCAUCCUCACUGAUCUCAAAAAGGUCCAAUUUAGAGUUUGAUUAUAACGACUGCAUACGACAGCGAAAUAGCAAACAUUUCCUGAUUUGAUGAUUGGUAAAUUUCUUGCAAAUAUAUUUCAUUUUUGCUCGCAUUUUUGCAAGAUUUUGUAAAUUUCAAAAGCUCUCUCAGAAAGAAGCUGCGAAAGAAUCGGCUAAUAGAAGGGAGCCGACGUUAACGAAGGUAAGUUCGUUUUAAAUAUUGAUUUUAUAAUGGUUUUAAAAUUAACCCGACGGCCUUUGCGUAUAUGAAACAACUAAACAAGACAGCAUAUAAUUUCAGUGUAACUUUAAUAUUGAUUCCCUUUUUUAUGAUAUUGAAUUUUUUAAAUAGAAAAGAAAGGAAAGUUAUUUGCAAUCAAGAAUUUGAAAUCACUUUAUUGCAAACUCAAAGUUUAUGAUGUUUAUCGAUAAAGCCAUUUUAAAAGGCAGUUUAGUUUCAUAAAGAACACUAGUGACUUUAAAAUGUUUUGCGUAGCGUUUGUGGUUGAAUUUUACCUUAACUUGAGGCUUAUAUUACGUAUAAUAACAUACUUAACAUGUAUAUGUUGGGAAAUUGAUAAUUUUGUAAUUAAACGUGAUAUUUUAGGCGAUUUUUCAUUUGUAAGAAUAUUCUUAAAGUUAUUGUGUUACCAUAACAACUACUUUAGAUACUUCAUGUUCGGAAAAUACAAUGGUUUUGUCAGCAAGGCGAGGGUUUCUGCAUGCAUGCAUGCAUGUAUUUUCUAGUGGUAAAAUAAUAAACAUCUAUAUCACUAUGUAUGUUAAAUCGUUAAAAUAUUUUUUAAUAUUAUACAAAGGAGUCUAGGAAACGUUUGGAGAAUGCAAGAGAAACGUCUAAACACACACCAAUGACCAUAAACACACGAAACGAAUUUCUCUAUUCCUUUUACAAUAUAAGUAAAAGAUAUUACACAGUAAAUUAUUUGAUUGUAAAGAUCGAUUUUGAAAUUCUCCUAACGUGUCAUCAAUGACAUUAGCUUCUGCAAAAAUGACCAAUUGCUAAUGUUUAGACGGUUAAUUAUUAGUAGCGAUUGAUACACCGGGUUAAUUAUUCGGUUAAUUAUUUUUUACGCAAAAUAGUUUUAUUAUUGUUUACGAAAAAAGUUAUUCAGGAAAAUGUUGAUCAUAUGAAACUACGAAAAAUAUCCUUGGCUCAGUUAAAGAACUUUUUCUUCAAUAAAUUUAAUUAGGGACAGUCACAUUUGGUUCAUUUUCUUGCAUAAAACUAUUCCUUGCACAUGUAGACUGUGAUUAUUUCUAGUUUUUAAGUUGUCACAUUCGUUGUUUUGCUUGUAUUUUCACAGAAAACUUGCAAAGCAUCAAAGUUGCUCCUUGUCGCUUCCAUUUUUAGUUUUUGUCAACCUUCGAACACUUGACAGUUGUACGUUCGCAAGGCAAAUUUCAGUAAGGUUGAUGCAUGUGCAGACAUUUUCCAGCAGUGUUGUUGUCAGUCCAUCAGCUUAAAUUUUUAAAUUUUAUGAGAGCGAAGAGCAAAAUUAAUACAAAAUUUUGAUGUUGAAUUUGACGUAUAAAUUGAUUAAAGUUAAGUUAUGCCCAAAACUUGAAGCAGAUGUGAUGUAGGCUGUGCAGAUUUGUUGAUGCGCAGGACCCAAAGAGAAACGAAGUGAAGGUAUACACCUUGAGGUAUAGUGGGAUUCGAUGAAUUCGGGAACCAUUACUCAAAUUCUACUUGACAAUGUUUUACAUGCAUAUUACACAACGUGUGCACUUUAUGCGGCCCGUUUGACCUCGAACGACCAAAUCGUGCAAUUUUGUAAACGACUUCCAACAAUAAACCAGCAAUUUUAAUCUAUUAUAUAACUUUCCACAGAGGUGAACCCAAAUCAAUACAAAAAAUAUUUAAAAUGAAUAAUGAAGCAGAACGCUGAUAAACACUUAUAAAGGUGAUGUCCACUCCGUUCAGCGCAUCAGUUCGGCUCAUAACAAAGGGGGACCCCCACAUAAAAACAUUGCCCAAAAUUUGCAUCUUGAAUUGAUGCGUACAGUUUAUGUUCAUUUACAAGUGUAGCGAACCAGAAAAGUGUUAGAUAUUCAGUUAGUAUAUCAUAUUUUACAAAUAUAGCAGUUCAAAACGUUAACAAAGUCCGCGCAUGUGCACAGGAGUGGAUAUCAUCUUUAAUACAAUGUUGCACUGGACAACGAGGAUUUGCAUUAUUCAUUGAUCCAUUUUAUAGUACGUGGAUAAUUACCAGUAAAUAUUGAGGCUCAUGAUGUAGAUUAAUCAUUUUGAUAUUUGACUGUUCCAGGACGUCCGCCACCACCAGCUGGAAUUAAAGAUACUGGUAAAACAGAUAACAGUAUUGACAUCAGCUGGGAGAGACCGAAAGCUUACAGUGCAUUUGUCAUAAAUGGAUACAUAGUUAGUCACAAGACUGGCGACGAGACACAUUACAAGAACAAUAAUAUUUCGGCGACAUCGGGAACGUUAAAUAUGGUAUUAACUGGUCUCGAGAGUGAUACAAUUUACGAGAUUACGGUUCAUGCUUAUAAUGAUGAUGGGGACGGGGAUAAACUUAAAAC
Messenger RNA from Paramuricea clavata, 14001 nucleotides. Lineage: Eukaryota; Metazoa; Cnidaria; Anthozoa; Malacalcyonacea; Plexauridae. The record is from the annotation of a GenBank genome assembly.